Messenger RNA from Podarcis raffonei (Aeolian wall lizard), 2026 nucleotides. Its product is annotated as general transcription factor IIE subunit 1-like. The transcript is spliced from 4 exons. NCBI's taxonomy places the organism in Eukaryota, Metazoa, Chordata, Lepidosauria, Squamata, Lacertidae. Bases 1 to 1257 code for a protein of 418 amino acids. Gene Ontology annotation, cellular component: transcription factor TFIIE complex. Gene Ontology annotation, biological process: transcription open complex formation at RNA polymerase II promoter; transcription initiation at RNA polymerase II promoter. The record is from RefSeq and is a predicted model, not a curated record.
AUGGGAGGCCAAGAUGUUAUUACUGAAGUCCCCACAGCCCUGAAACGUUUGGCCAAGUACAUGGUGCGUGGCUUCUACGGAGCCGAACAUGCGCUGGCCCUCGAUGUUUUGAUCCGCUACGCAUGUGUGAAGGAGGACGAUUUGCUGCUGCUCCUCAGGUAUGAGCGCAAGCAGCUGCGAACCGUCCUGAACACCCUGAAGGCUGAUAAACUUGUGAAGCUGCGCAUGCGCGUGGAGACAGGCCGCAACGGGAAGAGCGUGAGGCACAAUUACUACUACAUUAACUACAAGGUGUUGGUGCAUGUGGCAAAGUACAAGCUGGAUCACAUGCGCCGGAAGAUUGAGGCAGACGAGCAGCGUUCCACCACCCGAUCGUCCUUCAAGUGUCCUGCCUGCUCAAAUGCGUACACCGACCUGGAAGUGAAUCAAUUGUUUGAUGCUUUCACAGGGACAUUUCGUUGCACCUACUGCAAUACUGAAGUUGAGGAAGAUGUGUCUGCACUGCCCAGACGGGAUGCCCAAACUCUGCUGGCCAAAUUCAACCAACAGACGGAGCCCAUCUUUGAGUUGCUCCGUGAAACGGAAGACAUCGUUUUGCCAUGUGACCUCCUUGAGCCCCAGCCUACAGAAAUACCGGAACUAGCAAGAAGCUUGGAUAAGAAUCCGUGUUCAAAAACUGAGCUGCUUCGUUGCCCUAAGAAAUGGGCUGCCAGGAGUUAUGCCAGGAACAUGUAUGUCCAGAACGUUGUUAUUGACAUCCAAAAGUCUGGACUUAAGAAGAAAGCAAUGGUCAAGGCAGUCAAAGGACAACCUGUAUGGAUGACCCAAAGUACCACAAAGGGGACCUCUUCAGCUGUGGCUUCUACUAGUGUCGAAAUGCCUAAGGAUAUGGUUGACUCUCCCAAGAAACCUUCCAUUAACAAUGAAGUACUUAGGACUCUACUCAUCCACGAGUCAAUCCCUUUCUCUGUGUCGGGAAAGACCCCUUGUUUUGACAAAAACGGACCUCAGCAGUCAGAAAGCGACACCAGUGAGUCCGAGGAAGAGGCCAAACCAACUGCAGUCAACACCACCGGCAGUGAUCUAGAAAAUGAUCAGGAGCCAAGAGUUCUAAAUCCAACCGUAAUUGUGGCUGGACGGCCACACUUAUACAGCGAAGUGAGUGAAAACCCAGAACUGGUUUCAUUUAUGACAGAUGAAGAGCGAGAUGCCUACAUUAAAGUUGGGCAGGAGGUGUUCCAUUCUGUCUUUGAGUAAGCACAUGGACCAGGUUGAUGGCUUGCACGAACCUCUUUGUGCAAAUGGAUUGUAAUGCAGGUGAAAAGGAUAAACCCUACUGUGCUUUUUGUUUAAGAAUGGCAUUUGAUAUGUCAAUUAUAACAGUCGAUUUGUUUUCCAUUGGAGGAUUAGCUGACAAUCUAAAAGUCAAGCGAGGUUGAGUCUAUUAUUUUGAAACGAGGAAUGUUUACUUUUGCAUUUUUGUUUAAAAAUCCAAAUGUAAAUCCAAAUUGUAUGAAUUGUAAGAGGGUAUAUAUAAUGUGCCUUGUAAGCUUAAGGUUGGCAUCCUUUUUUAUUCUCAAGGAAACCUACUAAGCAAAAAUAGAGUUACGUCCACAAAACCUCCAACAUGGCAAUUGUCCAGUUAGCAAGUUAGUUUUUUGUUGUUGUUUUUUAAAGCACAUCAAAGUUGCCUUCUCUCUGCAGUGAAGAGAGUAAGACUCUCUUUGAGUUGUAGUCAUUAGAUGCUUAGAUGCUGUGCUUGGCUAUGGCUUAGGGGGUUAGGAGAGCAAAAAAUGCUGAUGGAAAGUGGCCUUUAUGGAGUCUUGUGAUAGCUACUAGCUGUGCUUCCAAGGAAAUUUACUGUCUCCUAAAUGGCUGUCAGUUGAGCAAGAGAUUCUGCCAUUUGCUCUAAUAACUAAAAAAACAGGUCAGACAUCAACUGCCCUGCAAGAAGGGAGACAGGCACACAGGCUAAGAUAAUAUCAGGGUCUACCCAAUUGAACUGAGUGCAACUGUUCCCCUGCCC